AUGUUGCCAAUCAAUUAUGUACUAUAUUCGGAUACAAAACGAAAGUUAUUAUUGAAGCCGAUUAAAACAUUGGCAUGUAAUCCUAUGUUAAAUAAAAUUAAACCCUUCAGUAUACUGCAUCUUCCACCCAAUCGUCUCAUAAAACAACAACAAAAUAAGAUAACGUGUAAUAGUCAUAGCUUAUUAUACCUUCAGGUACAAAACCCUUUAAGAAACUUUAGUACGUCUAUAAUAAGAAAAGCUAGCUGGCAAGAUGAUGUGGCUGAUAGAUAUACUCGUUUGAAUAGGUUUCAACAAUAUCAACAAUGUGAUUAUUAUAACAAUAAUCAUAGAUCCAGCGAUUCAUUAGGUAAACUUACAAUUAUUGGUCUUGCUGCUAUGACAGGGAUAUUUAUGACAUCAAACUUACUAUUCGAGUAUGUUCCUCCUUUCACGUAUUUUCGGAAUAAACCUAAGGAUUUAGUUUACACUAUUUUAGGGAUUAAUAUAGCUAUAUUUGGUUUAUGGCAAUCUCCAAGAUUAGUGCCUUUCCUUCAAAAGUAUAUGUUAUUACAAAAGGGUCAAUUGAUGAAUAAAUGGUCUCUUAUUACUAGUGCUUUCUCACAUCAAGAAUUCUGGCAUUUAGGUAUGAAUAUGUUAGCAUUAUGGUCCUUUGGCACAACUUUGGCUACUAUGUUAGGAUCAGCGAACUUUUUGUCACUCUAUAUGAAUAGUGCUAUUGCAGGAUCGUUAUUCUCUCUGUGGUAUCCAGUUUUGGCCAGAAUAUUUACAGUCAGUCCAAGUCUAGGAGCUAGUAGCGCAUUGUUUGGUGUUUUUGGUUGUUUUUCUUAUUUGAUACCAAAUGCAAAAAUAUUAUUAUUUAUUUUCCCUGUUCCAGGUGGUGCCUGGGUGGCAUUUUUGGCUUCGAUUGUAUGGAAUGCAACUGGAUGUGUUUUAAGGUGGGGAUCUUUUGAUUAUGCAGCACACCUUGGAGGAUCUGCCAUAGGUGUUUUGUAUGGCUGGUUGAUUCAAAAAAAGAUUGAGGAAAAAAGAAAUAGAUUAAACAAAAGAUGGAGUGAAUCAUUAUCAACAUCGUCAAGAUGGUUUUGA
Molecule: messenger RNA, 1089 nt
Organism: Arxiozyma heterogenica
Lineage: Eukaryota; Fungi; Ascomycota; Saccharomycetes; Saccharomycetales; Saccharomycetaceae
Gene: PCP1
Product: rhomboid protease PCP1
Exons: 1
Coding region: 1-1089 (362 amino acids)
Cellular component (GO): membrane
Molecular function (GO): serine-type endopeptidase activity
Source: RefSeq, a predicted model, not a curated record